Geodia barretti is the source of this 2062-nucleotide messenger RNA. NCBI's taxonomy places the organism in Eukaryota, Metazoa, Porifera, Demospongiae, Tetractinellida, Geodiidae. The record is from the annotation of a GenBank genome assembly.
CAGCAAACUAUGCAUAGCUAACUCUAUAACAGUGCUUCAAUGCUUGUCAAAGCGGCAAUGAAUCACGACUCAUUGCUUUAGCUACAGAGGAGGACCCGCCCCCUCUACAACGCUCUGCGUCCCAUGUGAAUACCGUCCGUCUCGUGCACUAAUGAACAUUCAUCGUGGAAGGACUCUGCGGUUACAGUGUAGGCAUGGAUACCACACUCGGCCCUAAGUUAGUUUACGCGCCCACACACACACAGCAAAGUUGGACCCGACAAGUCUUCGCCCGUCCAAGUCGCGAAAGAGCCGAUGCCAACUCGCCUCCGAAAGUCCAACCGCAGACGCGAAGAUCAUGAGUAACAGUCCAAAGUUGGAACACAAUGGCUACACUUUCGACUUUGUCGGGAAGGUCUCUCCCGAACUUAGCUGCAAGCUAUGCUCCAAGGUCCUCCGGGAGCCAGUCCAGGUCGUGUGCUGCGGCCAGCACUACUGUAAGAGCUGCAUCGAGCGGCGGAUAGCAUCAAACCCGACAUGCCCCAACUGCCACACACCCAAUUUCAACCACUUCAAGGACAAGCACUUUGAGCAACGGAUCGACAUGCUCAAAAUCUACUGCCCGCACCACAAGAAGGGCUGCAAGUGGACGGGGGAAAUGAGCACAGUGAAAUCGCACCUCCACGCUUCCCAAGGCUGUCCCUACGAGGCCGUCCUCUGCGCCAACAAGUGUGGGCAGACGAUGAUGCGACGUGACAUAAAGGAGCAUCUUUUGAAGCACUGCUUGCUGCGUCGAGUCCGCUGUCAGUACUGCAACCACGAGAACACGUACCAAGUCGUGACAGGGACCCACUAUGUCGUGUGUCCGAGCUACCCAGUCAAAUGCUCCUACAACUGCAACACAAAGAACAUCAAGCGCUCGGAGCUCUCCAAACACGAGCCGGUCUGCGGGAUGAAACCCACCACAUGCCCGUUUGCCGGUGCCGGUUGCAAGGCAUCACUGGUACAGAAAGACCUCCAGGACCAUCUGGGGGCCUUUAUUACACACCAUCUCGAUCUAGUGACAAAGUCCAUGGACUCCUUCAAGACGAGGGCAGACUCCGCCGAGCGACAGAUGCACAUGGCCAAGGCAGAGGUCGAGGACCUACGCCGACAGGCACACAGCUCCCAGUCUCAAAUGGAGCGAAAGAUGAGGGCAAUUGCUCGGAACGCCUCCGAACUCCUCGCGAGUUGUACCGAGAGACAGGUCAUAGCGGUUCAGUCCAUCCAGGCACUCACCGUAAACAACUACACCAUCGACAGCAUCAACACUCCCGUCACGCUCCAAAUGGUCAACUACUCCGAGUACAAGUCGAGCGGGAAGACGUGGUACAGCACUCCGUUCUAUGUGGCCGGCGGCUACAAGAUGUGUAUCGCCGUUCACGCAAUAGGCACGGGCUCCGCGCAAGGCUCCGCCCUCUCCCUCUCCAUCUGUCUUCUCAACGGUGAGUUUGACGACGAACUCUCGUGGCCCGUCGAGCUACCGUUUCACCUGAUGGUCGAGAUAGUCAAGCAAGACGAAAAUUUCGACAGCAGUCACUCUACUAACCCUGGUUCGUCUCAAAAUCCAAAAACCUACGUGUAUUUCCACUCUGACUCCCCGCAAGAUCGCGUCACAAGUGAAGUGCUUGUCGAGGCUAGAAAGUACGAGAACUUUGCACCCCACGACCUCGUAGAAAGCCGCCUCCUCUACUACGAUGCUCUCAUGUUUCGAGUAACAGCCGAGUCAGAAUUCUUAUAGUCUCUCAAACUUUUUCUAAAAGCUGACCAUUAUUAAUUUCUAUUAUCCAACAGAUUUUUACACUCGUGCAUUUUUAUACCACUUUUUCGCUAGUUAUACAAUGUAGGCUUAAACAAUCACGUCCCUGAUCUAUACAUAAUUAUAGCCAUGUACACUUGCGCAACAGGUUUUUUUUUUAACUGCACCAUAGGCUUCAUCCAUUUCGUUUUGUUGCUCCGUUUAACAAAGUUCUUUGCAUGGUCAAGUCACUAUACCACUGUGUUAUCAUGCUGUGCUUGUUUAUGAAUGAAAUUGAAAUUAUAA